AUUAUCCAAACUGGACAGCGGUGCUUCCGGGAAGCCUUUUUCAAAAAAAAAACAACUAACGUAUAAAACAGUUGAGGCGAUAGUGUUUUUUUGUUUGUUUGUUUUUUUUUAUUAACAUCUAAAAUCCUGGGUCCAGCUCAGUAUUCGUCCGGUUAAGGCACUCCGGCUCUCAAAACAAACACCGCACGGCUCGUUACUGGUGGAGCGGGCAGGGAGAGAGCUGGUUCUUUACCGACUGAGAGAAAAGCGAUCAGACCGUAGCUAGCUAACCAGCCAACGAUGGAGGCAGGAGGCAGGGUGUCGUGGGUGAAAUACGGGCCUGUUGUGUCUCUGUUUGUGGUUCUUUUGGCCCUGUGGUUCCGCUCACCCCAGAAUAUAGACCUGGACGACCGGCUGGACACCGUCCUGUCCUCUCUGCUCCGGGCUGAACGCAAAGUCGGGCUGAACAACGUCGCCAGACCGAGAGUGGCCGUUGGUUUUGGGGGGUGUGUCGACCUGAUAGUGGAGGGGGUACCAUUGCUUAAUAAGAUUGGCCUCCCUCCCACAGACCAGCCCCUACAUCAUAACUACCUAGAAAAUGAAGUGCAGCUGGCUGAAAGCUUUGCCUACUUCUUUGCACCAGGAGCUGCUGCAGAGCGUUUUAUGCUGAAUGAUACCCUGUUCAGCGAGCUGGUUGAAGCAUCCCGUGACUUGCCUGGAAACAGGUGGGCAGUAGGUGGCAAUGCCCCUGUAAUGGCUGGUCGAAUGGCAAUCGAGGGAUGUGAUGUGUUGCUAGGGGGAAGUUUCAGCCCCGAUUUUACAGAUGUCCUGUCCCAGCACAUUACAGUGGCAGGUAACGUCGUAGAAGAGCCAGACAUUCAUCUGAUCCUGGAGUAUCCAUCUGGUGCUAGCUGGGGGCGCUAUACCUCACGUAGAGCCAACAGAUAUAUCAUCCACAGUGAUGACCAUAACCCCUACCUGGCCUCCAUGGAGGAGUUUGCUGAGAAACUUGAGGAUUUCAAACCAGAUCUGCUGGUGGUGGGUGGGCUGCAAAUGAUGGACAACUUCCCUUUCCAGUCAGGUGAGCGGGAGGCACUCCUCUCCCGCCUGGCCGACCUCCUGUCCUCCUCGUCUCCACAGAUUGGGAUCCAUUUUGAGAUGGCCAGUUUUGUAGAAGAGAGUAUAAUGGAGGACCUGUUACACUAUGUCAUCCCCCAUGCGGACUCUUUAGGCAUGAAUGAACAGGAGCUUCCCAACCUGCUCAGUCUACUUAAAGGCUCCAACAUCACAGUGUUGUCAGACCCAAACCCCCGUGUAGCCACAGUCCUCGACCAGAUGAGGGAGGUCUAUCGCAUUUUGAACCAGCGCUACAAGGAUGCCAGUGCAGACAGCGACACAAACAGUGCAAAGGCUAAGCCACUUACUCGGCUCCACGUUCACACACUGGCCUUUCAGGCCAUGAUUGUGACACGUGGCUCCCAGUGGAAGAACACCAUGUCAGCCACAGCCAAGGCCUCUCUCACAGCUAACCGCCAUGUCUGCGGCUCUAAUGAUAUUGACCCCAGCAAGGCGAGGCUCAUAAUGGAUGACUCCUUCUCUGUCAGCCGUCGGGAAGGCAGCCAGCGUAUCCCUCUGCAGGAGACCCGGCCCGUCAGCUGCUGGGAUGAGGACGAUUACGAGAUCUGCGUAGCUCCAGUGCUGGUGUGCACUGAAGUUUACCAAACUGCAGGUGGAGGGGAUAACAUCUCUGCUGCUGGUCUGGUGCUGCAGAUUUAGAGAAAGGACACUAUAUGGUCUAUCUGUGUGUAGCGUUACCUAAAUGUUGGGGAAAAAAUGUGACCCUGGAAACUCGAUCUUGUUGGGAUGCAAAGUAGCUGUUGUGGCAAACAUAGGUACUGAUUAUAAAAUGUAUCCGGCUAAUGCUGUCACACCUGCAGCUCACGGCCCAGGUGGACCAUAAGGAAAAGUGAUGGGGUCAGGUGAUGGGGGUACAAUGGUUAUUAAUCAGGUUAGACAACUAGAUUUUAAAUAUACAAGCAAAGUUUUGAUUUUUGAAGAGAAUGCUGAGAAAAACUGGUAAACUCAAACAUGACAGUUUUGUAAAGUUGAGUGUAUUUAUGUUUAUAUUGGAUAGGAGGGCAUCAUCACCGAUUUCAUCCCUUUUUCAUUGUCAACAUGCAUAUCUACACUGUGCCUGAGUGCAAAGGCCUUCUGCAUCCAGUUGAUUUAGAUAUUAGAACCAAAACAUUUAUGGAGACACCGCCCUGCCCUUCCCAAUUUAAUUGAACGCAUGCAACAUCUUUGACAAGUCUUUGUAGCUCAUCAUCUGACUCCUGUCCUCCUUUACUUCUCCAAGGCCUUACAAGACUUUGCCUUCAGCCAGGAUGAGAUAAAGAGGGAUGAGGUUUGAAAAAGUCAUAAAGACGCCAUGCUGGGUAGCCUGUGGCAUGGUGUUUUUGAAUUGUGUAUCAAGACUUUGAAUGCAUCAUAACUUUACUCUGGUUGCAGGGCAUGAAGUUUUGAAUGGGUUAGGAUAAAUUCUCUUGUUUUAACCUGUGACUCCACUAUGCAAACUUAUCCAGAGUUGUGUAAUUAAAUAGCUGAAUCUUCUGUUUCUUGGAAGCACUUUUAUAGUCACCUACAUAAAAUCGUAGAAAAAAGCCAACCUGAAGGCUGAAAGGUUAACAACCGGUCACAUCUGAAACCUUUUUAAUGUGAAGGCGCCGUCCUGCCUCUGCCCUCUGCUGUCUCAUUCUCAAAGGCAAAAAGAUUUAAAGUAGAAAUCUAGGGAGAUUGUCGCCUCCUGUUCUUCCUAAUAUAUGUGAAAAAUGUGCAUACUGGUUUGGGUGUGUUUGAUUAGCAUUCCUCUGUGUGUUAGUUGCAGUGCAAUAAUGCAAAAACAAGGUUAAGAGACCGCUGUUGGUUGCUGGAUAUGAUGUCAAAGAUUUCCUCUCUACCUCCAAAUUCUUUUUGCGUCAGCUUCCCUUUUUGCCUCUUCUCAUUGUCUCUUCCAUGUUAUUUUGUCAAACCUUUCUUUUAUCUGACACAUUUCUUGACUGUUCCUUCUUCCCUUGUCUCUGUCUAUUUAUGGCUCUUUAAGGACCAAAAAACCUAAGUGGACUGCCGCUGAUAACAUUGCAAGUUACUGGCAGGUGGUUGUCACAUUCUCACAUGAUAUGGCUGCAUACAGUGAAACACAUAUCUAGUUUUAGAUUUUUGAGAAAGAGGGGGUUAGUAACAUGAAAUUGUAAGCUUGACUUGAAGUGUUACCAUGAAUCCCUUUUAAUCUGUGGAGGAGUGGAUCACACAGAAGAUAUUUAUUAAAACAUUACAUUUUCUGUGUGAUCCACUCCUUGCAGUAAGAUAUCUUUAACUCUUCACACCAACUCUAUGUCAAAGCCACUACUUUCUGAAUUUAUAACCAUUUUCUUAUAAUAAUAAUAA
Micropterus dolomieu (smallmouth bass) is the source of this 3423-nucleotide messenger RNA. It is a transcript of the gene adpgk2, whose product is annotated as ADP-dependent glucokinase 2. Gene Ontology annotation, cellular component: endoplasmic reticulum. The coding region runs from base 280 to 1755 and encodes 491 amino acids. Gene Ontology annotation, molecular function: ADP-specific glucokinase activity. NCBI's taxonomy places the organism in Eukaryota, Metazoa, Chordata, Actinopteri, Centrarchiformes, Centrarchidae. The record is from RefSeq and is a predicted model, not a curated record. The transcript is spliced from 7 exons. Gene Ontology annotation, biological process: glucose metabolic process.